Messenger RNA from Setaria italica (foxtail millet), 1227 nucleotides. RefSeq names its product E3 SUMO-protein ligase MMS21. Gene Ontology annotation, cellular component: nucleus; Smc5-Smc6 complex. Gene Ontology annotation, molecular function: zinc ion binding; SUMO ligase activity. The transcript has 7 exons. Bases 104 to 841 code for a protein of 245 amino acids. NCBI's taxonomy places the organism in Eukaryota, Viridiplantae, Streptophyta, Magnoliopsida, Poales, Poaceae. The record is from RefSeq and is a predicted model, not a curated record. Gene Ontology annotation, biological process: protein sumoylation; double-strand break repair via homologous recombination.
ACCACCACCACCCGGCCACACCUCUCUCAGACUCUCACCCUUUCUCUCCAUUCCCUCGCGAAUCAGAAAAAAAGCCGCGGGAGUUCGACGGAAAUCGCCGGCGAUGUCGUCGGUGACCACGAAGCUUUCCAGCGCCGCCAACUUCGCCUCGUCGGAAGCGCAGGCCCUCGUCGCUGAGAUGCGCAAGGCUCUCGGCAACAUGAAGUCCCUCGCCGUGGACUACGAGAGGGAUGGCAAGUCCGAUAAGGUGCAGAAGCUUGAGGAGAUGGUUCUGGAGAUGGUGGCUUCGUACGAGGACUGCACGGCCUUGACCCAGGCGAUUAAGGCGGUGCCUGAAGUGUACCAACCGUCUGAUCAGCCAACGGAUUUCAAAACAUUGAUCGAGUCAGAGGUUAACAAGAUCAAGGAAGCCUCAUCAGCAUCAGGGCAGAACAAUCCAAUGUUUCGACAGUUCAGGGAGUCUGUUUGGAAUGUUCACCACGCAGGUCAGCCAAUGCCUGGUGAGGAACAGGAGGACAUUGUCAUGACUAGCACCCAGAUGAGCAUCUUAAAUGUCACAUGUCCAUUAACUGGGAAGCCGGUUAUUGAGUUGGCAGAUCCAGUUCGCUGUGUGGAUUGCAGGCACAUAUAUGAAAAGGGCCCAGUAUUCCAUUAUAUAAGGUCCCAAAAACCACCACAGUGCCCUAUUGCAGGCUGUCCCAGAGUCCUACAAAUAGGGAAGGUUGUCUGUGAUCCCCUCCUCCUCAUUGAAAUCGACGAGCUGCGUUCAUCAGGGCCUGCUGCUCCAAAUGCCACAAACAUAGAUGACUUUACUGAUCUACUUGACGAAGAUGAUGAAUGAGGAGCGUCUGGUAAAAGAUGGCAGCAGCCAACAGUCAUUAUUGUGUAGGAGGAUAAUGUUUAGUAUCUUCAGGACAUACUGUCUUGUUCGGUGCUGUAGGACAGUGCUCUAGGAGGAUGGGUUUUAUUAUGUUCAGGACGCACUCUUUCUCUUGUUGGGUGCUGCAGGAGGAAGGGAGCAUGGGUUUUAGUAUGUUCAGGAUGCACUCUGUAUCUUGUUGGGUGCUGCAGCUGCAGGAGGAUUAGUAUGUUCAGGAUGCAUCCUUAGUCUUGUUGGGUGCUGCCCAUGACCUUGGUAUGCUUCAUAGAGAAUGAGAUUUUGAUGUUUGGUUGAACUAAUCUAACUGUGGAGAUACUAGGGGAUUCUUAUUGUGCCCUAUAUGGCAA